AUGGAGGAUGGCGAUGACAUAUUGCCUAAUGGCCAACAGGCAGUAGGCUUGAGCCAUGAUAACCAUGUAUCACAGGAGAAAUUCUCUUUUGACUUUUCGACUAACCGAUCUGGCUAUGGGAGUUCAUCAGAAGAUAACUCGUAUGGCUUGAUGGUGUCCGAUUUGCCUUCUCGGCCGAAUAAAAACCCGUCCUACUUGGUGCCUGAAGCGGCAGAACACUCAGGCAACGACGCGAUAUCAAAUAUUCGAGACUCUUUGGAUGAAAAGGCACGGGUCUUGGCGCCGGUAGCGUCUAUGGAAGUUAUCGGGCAAUCAUCAACAGCUGACUCGGAGAUGAGAGCACCGCAGGUUGAGGAGACUGAUAUUAUGUAUCAUGGCCAGAAGCUUCAGGUUUCCUUGCCUUUUAUUCCGUCCGAUGUCCGAGAUCAAUACCAGGAGGUGCAUAGUAAUGCCGUGGAGAGGAUAUUGGACCUGACGGCUUCGCCGGAUGAUGGAGAGCUUUUGACAGUAGAGUUAACAGACGGAACACAAUGCAUGAUCCCUUUGUUGAAUCUCGAAGGAUUCGAAAACGGCUCGCAGGCUCUUGAAACCUAUUUUAUGGGAAUGGAACGAACUGGGAGAAAGCGCAAGUCUGCGCCUAACGAUGAUUGGGAAUCUGGCAGUAGCUCCAACGGUUCAGACGUCAUGGACCUGGAUACCGACAUGGAUGCGGAAGAACCCAAUGAACCCAUCGCAGCCAGCCGCAGCCGUAGGCAACGAACUCAAGAGCCAACCACUUCGAGGAAUGCGACGGAAUCAAAUCCAGAAACUAGUGACGACUCCGACGCUGUAAUAUUGGACACUCGUCGACGUAGCCUUCGAAGGAGACAGCCCAGGUUUCCGCAAGCGUCACUUCAGGAAGCAGAACAUGAUGGCCCCUCCAGAAGCUCAAGAGAUGAAGACGGUGACGAUUUUAUUCUGCCAGUCGUUUCUGAUAUCGCCGGCACUAGACGUAGAACCAAGGGCUCUAUGUUGCGAUCCCGGCGACCUCCCGCCCGAAAACGCGCGUCCACACGAAGAGGUGCUGUUGACUCCGAUAUAGAAUUUGAGCCGCCCAGGCGAUCGUCCCGGGCUAUGCAAAAUGUCAGAUAUAUGCAGGAUGACAUCGACUUGGACGAAGACUCGUUUACUCAAGUUGAAGAGAAGCCUGGCAUUCCAAAGAUUGCCUCAGUCAAGGAACUUUUUCGACCUGUAUCUUCGGAUUCUUCUUUUGCAGUCGUACACACGAACACGUGCCAUACCUGUGGCAGUGCUAACAACCGAAGCCAGAUUAUCUACUGCCAAGGUUGUAGUUAUUCCUACCACAGACAUUGCAUCGGUAUUCGAAGCGCGCGCGAGCAUCUAGUCACGAAAGUGGGAGAAGCCAAUUUCGUGUUACAGUGCCGGUUCUGUAUUGAGAUACAUCAGAAGAAAGAUCCUCUAGCCCCACGACGUUCAGUGUGCCAAUCCUGCAAGACGGCAGGUCGUUCUUGCGCACCAUUUUCUCAAAGGCAGACAGCCCGGCAAGAAGAGAAAUUAAGAGAACAGAACGGUGGAGUCGAUCCUAUCACCAGUGUGCCAGAUGAACUGGUCAAUAAUUCAAAAAAUGUUCUUUUCCGCUGCACUCGCUGUAACCGAGGCUGGCACCAGCAUCAUUUACCCUUGAUCGGUAGCCCAAGUCCUGGGCGAGAGCAGGAGAUUGGAGCACUUAAGGACUACUCCAUCGACUGGCAAUGCAAUGAAUGCACUUUGGCGCAACAAAAGAUCCAUCGGCUUGUGGCCUGGCGAGCAGAACCCACGGCCAGCACAGCACGUCCAGCUUUUGCACAGCUCUCUGAUGAUGACAAGGAAUAUCUAGUCAAAUGGGAGGGCAUGUCAUACUUCCACUGCACAUGGAUGCCAGGCGCGUGGGUAUUCGGUGUUGCGGCUUCUGCAAUGCGAGCGAGUUUUGCAAAGAAAGCCCUGGAAGUUGACUUAUUCAAAGUUACUGAGAAGGAAGCCAUUCCCGAUGAAUACCUGAUGAUCGAUAUCAUUUUUCGGGUGAAGCUGGACUCUGCCGUAAAGAGAGCUAACUCCAGGCAAGAAGAUAUAGACAACCUCCCAUACAUCAGCAAAGUACUGGUAAAGUUCCAGGGUCUCGGGUACGAUGAUGUGGUAUGGGACGGACCACCAUCGACUAACUCGGGCGAACUUUACGCCGCCUUCAAAGUUGCAUAUGAAGAAUAUCUUGCUGGGAAGUACUUUGAGCACUCUUCGCAAAGCAGGAUGAGAGAGCGUAUAAAAGCAUUCAAAGACAAAGAGCUCGAGGAAGUUGAGGUUCAACCAGCCGGACUCAAGAGAGGGAAACUGAUGGGAUAUCAGUUAGAAGGUCUGAACUGGCUAUUAAAUAACUUUCACAGCGGGCGAAGCGUCGUAUUAGCAGAUGAAAUGGGACUCGGCAAAACCGUUCAGGUCAUCAGCUUGGUGGUGUACCUUGUGCAAGAAAAGCCCAGGUGCUGGCCGUUUCUUAUUUCGGUCCCAAAUGCAACAUGCCCGAAUUGGCGUCGAGAGUUUAAACAAUGGGCGCCGGAGCUGCGAGUAGUCACCUAUCAUGGGGGUCAGGAGUCGCAGGACCUCGCGUACAAGCACGAACUCUUCCCACAUGGAUCGCGAGAAAUGGCCGCUCACGUCGUUAUUAUGUCUUAUGACUCCACCCAGGACCCAAAAACUAGUCAACGCUUCAGUUCUGUUAAGUGGGCAGGCCUGGUUGUCGACGAAGGCCAGCGACUCAAGAACGACCGCAGUUUGCUUUACCAGGCCCUGCGUGUCAUGAAGAUCCCUUUUCGAUUGCUGCUGACUGGAACUCCGUUGCAAAACAACAAAAGAGAAUUGUUCAAUCUGAUUCAAUUUAUCGACCAUUCGCAGAGUGCCGAGAAACUUGACGAGGAAUUCGAAGUCCUCAAUAAAGAGACUCUGCCGAGGCUUCAUGAAAAGAUUCGGCCAUAUUUCUUGAGAAGGACCAAGGCCGGGGUUCUCAAGUUUCUGCCCCCAAUGGCCCAGAUUAUUUUGCCGGUUACCAUGACGGUAAUUCAGGAAAAGCUCUCAAAGAGUAUAAUGGCAAAAAACCCCCAGCUUAUCAAAGCGAUUUUUGCCAACAGUAAGAUGAACAAGAAGGAGCGAGGAUCCCUCAACAAUAUUCUGAUGCAACUUCGCAAGUGUCUCUGCCACCCUUUCAUGUACUCUGAAGCAAUUGAAGAAAAGCACGACGACCCAGUCGUUAUCCAUCGCAAUCUCGUGGAAGCUUCGGCAAAGCUCCUGCUUCUGGAACAAAUGCUUCCGAAGCUGAAGGAGAGGGGACACCGGGUUUUGAUUUUUAGCCAGUUUCUCCAACAGCUAGAUAUUGUUGAGGAUUUUCUUGCUGGCAUUGGCUAUCAAUACAGGCGACUCGACGGGCAGCUUUCAAGUUUGGAAAAGCAGCGUCGCAUCGAUGCUUUUAACGAGCCAGGCUCUGCGAUAUUUGCAUUUUUACUAUCAACACGAGCGGGAGGUGUCGGUAUCAACUUGGCCACAGCGGACACAGUUAUUAUCAUGGAUCCCGACUUCAAUCCGCAUCAAGAUAUUCAAGCUUUAUCACGGGCCCACCGUAUUGGUCAGAAGCAGAAGGUGCUUUGUUUUCAACUUAUGACCAAGGACACAGUUGAGGAGCGAAUCAUGCAGAUUGGCAAGAAGAAGAUGGCUCUCGAUCAUGCUUUGAUUGAAAGCAUGGACGAUGAUGAAAUUGCUGGGGAUGACUUGGAGUCCAUCCUAGCCCACGGCGCACAGGCACUAUUCAGCGAUGAUUAUCAAAAAGGUGCUAUACAUUACGAUGGACCUGCUAUUGACAGACUUCUAGACCGAUCUCAAACCGAGCAGACAAAGGUUGAUGAUGAAGGCUCUGCGGAGGCUCAAUUCACUUAUGCCAAGGUUUGGUCGAAUGAUAAAGCAAACUUGGAAGAUGAAUUGGAAGCAGCUGCCGAGGCUGAAGCCCCCGAGCCAAUUUCCUCCAGUGUCUGGGACAAGAUUCUUGCAGAAAGAGAAGAGGAGGCUCGCCGCCACGCCGAAGCAAAUCAAGAGAGGCUGGGAAGAGGAGAAAGACGCCGAACAACUCUGAACUACAAGCCCGAUGCAUUAGCCGAAUAUCUCCAGGAUGGCGCUGCGCCUAAUGCCUCAGAUUCUUCUUCUGAUGACUUCGCCGGCGCCGAUUCUUCGUCUUCAGACGAGGACAAUGAAGCAGAAGAAAACGACCUCGAUGACCUUGCAACGAAACAACGGACUAUCAAAAUCCAAGGUGUCCAAGACGUCAGGACGUCCCAAAUCAAAACCGCGCACGACUUCAGUGAAGACGAGCUUCAGGGGCAAGACCACGUCUACCAGCCCAAAACCCAAGCCCAGCCCUAUCGGACGAAGCAAACAUUGCAAACCGCUACAGCCCUCGAAAAAGGUAGUAUCCCCAAAAACACCAGUAAAAAGGCCAAACUCAGAUACAGGAACCCGAAUUACGUGCCCCCGCGACACGGUUCUGUCCCCUCAAAUGAAAAGACGUACCGCCAACCCGCACCUUACGCCACGAACCUCCCCAGCAUCGUCGAAUCCCAUCCGAGAAACUUCUCCAAUGGGGUCGCCUAUUCCGCCUCCCCUGCCCCUGACCCCUUUGUCCCGCCCCAGGCCCAAACACGCCCAAGCAAUGCGGCAGCAGAAAUAGGGUCUGUUGGCGCGACACCCGGAUCUCCGGCAUUAUCGUAUUCAAGAAUACAAUCUACUCAGCCACCAAGACAACAUGCUGAACCCUCACUUACCUGGCGCUCCUGGGCUCUAUUACGGAUUCCAGUAGAGAAGCUCUCCGAAUCCAGUAUACGACUGGCUAUAGAUACUAUUCAGCAUCUCCCAGUUAAAGAAGACUCAAGACUUACGCAAUUGCAGAUGCUGGAAACGAGAUUACAACAAAUUAAUCAGCAAGAACAACGACGUGGGUCUGGUUGA
This is a messenger RNA of Metarhizium robertsii ARSEF 23, 5016 nucleotides long. Its product is annotated as chromodomain-helicase-DNA-binding protein 4. NCBI's taxonomy places the organism in Eukaryota, Fungi, Ascomycota, Sordariomycetes, Hypocreales, Clavicipitaceae. Gene Ontology annotation, biological process: negative regulation of transcription by RNA polymerase II; chromatin remodeling. Bases 1 to 5016 code for a protein of 1671 amino acids. The transcript has 5 exons. Gene Ontology annotation, molecular function: histone binding; ATP hydrolysis activity; ATP binding. Gene Ontology annotation, cellular component: nucleus; chromatin. The record is from RefSeq and is a predicted model, not a curated record.